UUCUCAUGGCAUAAUCGUUCCCUGAACCCAUCACAGCAAAUAUGAUGUUUUCUUCGAUUCUCUGAUGGCGAAAGGCAAAGGAAAGCGAAUUCCUGUAGCACUACAUGGUGAACUGACCGAGUACUCCUCGCUGUUACGGGCAUUGCGAACCGGGAGUACAUUGGACGUCAGCAGCCAGAUCUCUAAGCACUUCGAGUCCAGCACAACCGUCGUGGAGAACGAUGAAGAUCACUCGAAAGAUGAAGAAGAGCCGCGUCCGACGUCACCCGUAGCAAGCCCCAGUUCACAACCUCCAUCGCCAUCUCCAAUUGUGACUUCUAAACAUAAACACAAUGAUACAGGUACAUCGGCCCGGACACCAGCACAGACGGCCAAAAAGAAAAGGAAACAGAUACAAGCUGAUAUAUGGACGAAAUGGCCACUGCUGCCGGAAGACUUGAUUAGACCGCAGUGGGGGCUGGAAGAUGAGAUUUCCGUCAUGGCGUCGCAACGUCAGAAGCAGAACCAGCCGGAGAGCGACGAAGAAGAAGACGACAAAGAAUACCUGCCACAUCUGCAUCUUUCGACGUCUAAUUGCCUUGAGGCAAUCCUUGCGAGUGUUGUUGCUCAUACUCCUCUACGAGCCGAUAGCAUGCAGAACAGACUGAAUCCCAUCGAUUGGCGGUUUGUUUUGAACGUAUUGGUCAGCCAGAAGGUUGUCCAUCCCGAGGUUAUCGAGCGGGCAGAAAUGCGUCUACGGUCUAUGUAUGAUGCCAGUGGUACUGUGUCAUUGCACGCGAGCCGUCGCGCUCAGCAGACAAUUAAGUCUCGGAACAAGUUGGCUGAUCUUCUCGCUCCACAUGACUCCAGCCUCUUCACUCUAGCCGAGCGCCUUCCCACGCCUGAACUUCAGCUUGAGCCAACUGAAUCUCAGGUUAAGAAGGAAAAAAAGGAAAAGAGAGGAAAGCGCGUAUCGAGAGUCCCGCGUCGGAGGAAAACCACUCGAAAACGUUUGGAAUCAACGUAAGUGUUGACAGCGGUUCUCUGGAGGCGAUGUCAGUGUACAAUAACUUGGGUAACAUUUCACAAUUACUUUGUAUUUGCCAGUCUGAUUAAGUCCGCUGGAUACAGGGUACUUUGAGUGGCGGCAAUGGAAAUGUUCGGUCCUUACAUGAAGACCGACGCCGAGGACGGGUUUCCAAAGAUUUUGCCUUCGUAUUUCCCUUGGAUAUUGGGCAUUAUUUUGCCGUCGAUACUGUACGCACUUUGGGAAAAGAAUGUUGGUCUUAUUUCUUACGGAUGUACUAUACAGCAUAGCAUUUACUGUCAUAUUUCGGCAUACCGGACCGAACGCCGACAUGAUGAACUAC
Messenger RNA from Guyanagaster necrorhizus, 1349 nucleotides. RefSeq lists its product as uncharacterized. NCBI's taxonomy places the organism in Eukaryota, Fungi, Basidiomycota, Agaricomycetes, Agaricales, Physalacriaceae. The transcript has 5 exons. Bases 65 to 1006 code for a protein of 313 amino acids. The record is from RefSeq and is a predicted model, not a curated record.